Anisakis simplex (herring worm) is the source of this 948-nucleotide messenger RNA. Lineage: Eukaryota; Metazoa; Nematoda; Chromadorea; Rhabditida; Anisakidae. The record is from the annotation of a GenBank genome assembly.
AUGAUACAUUACGAGUGUAGUCCAUCACCAUCGACAAUAAUGCGUGAAUUCGAGUACAGUAUGGAGGAACGUCAGCAGCAAGGCGAUUCCUCGAAUUCACCUCCACCAUUCAUGGGUAAUAUUUCACCGACAAUGGUUCAUGUAAGACCGUCAACUUCAUCGUUUGUUGAUUCGUUCGGAACGGACCAAGAGCACGACGAAGACAGGGAGCAUCAGAAAGUUGAGAGCAGGAACAACGGCGGAUCGGGCAAGAGCACAGCAGUGCCACACUUCUUUGGUUCACCACCGGCUAAUGAUCAGUUAUGGAGUGGAAUGAUGGGCAGUGAAGAGGACAGUGAAUUGGCCAGGAGGAAAUCAUCAGUGGAUGCGGAAAAUGAAACGAACAGUUUGUUGCCACCGGGAUUCUUCGAUAGGAUCCAGAAGUCGACAGCCGUUAAAGCACCGAUGCCAAUGAUCACCUCAAUUGCCGACUUAUUGGUGGCCAUCCAUACGCAUACCCAACCGUCAGAGAUAGCGUUCUUGGUAGCGGAUUUCACGGCGAAGAACGUGUUGGGAGCAGAAGAGCAGAAAUUGAUCGAGAACGCAAUCAAGAAGAAGGUGUUGGUGGAACGAAAGAAACGUGGCGAUAUUAUCGAAGAGGUUGAUGAGAAUAAGAAUACGAAAUCGAAAAAAUUCCCAUCGUCCAGUAUGAAACAACAAGCGGAUAGUGGCGAGAAUGAAGAGGAUUUGUUCACAGCGAGUGACUUUGAAACGGGUUCGAAGCCGAGCACGUUCGUUGGCGAUGUGAAUGCGGAAAAACUGAAGGUAUUUUUAGUGAUGUUGCCAUUUUCGAUUCAGAGUUUUAUCAUUGACACUGAGUUUUUGGUAGUUUUAUUGAUAGAAGAGAAUUGUUUAUAUUUUGCAAUCGUUUAUGUAUGCAAUGAUCUUAUCGAAAAUCGUAUGUUUUGA